GGUCCUGCGCUGUUGGCCUGAAGUCUCCGGUGCGGGCCGCCGAGGCUCAGGGCUGUGGGGGAGGGGCUGGCCCGGCCCCCCAGGUCGGAGCUGGGUCCCGGCAGUGCCGGCUCCGGGAGCCUCUGAGGCCCGGCCGACCCUCACCUGGUCAAGCGGGGCGCUGGCGGCGGGGGUCCUGCCGGGUCACAGACCCAGCGGGGCAGCCCCUUCCAGCUCCGGGCGGAGGGGGCCGCCAGGGCAGGCGCGCCCCCCACAGGGCUCUGGGGGAGUUCAUUCCUUGGGUGAGGAGGGCCCGCUCCGGCUCCGGACUCGGGCGGAGGCUCGCGGGGUCCGUCCUGCUCCACGUCCUGGGUCGCCUGGGCUGCGGCGGCGGCGGCGGGCGGCCCGGACUGUCACAUUCCGGGGGCCUGAGUCAGGCCCCGCGGGGCGGGGCGGGCAGAGCCGAGGCUGGCGCAGCAGCAGCAGAGGCGGCGGCGGCGGCGGCAGGAGCAGGAGCAGGAGCAGCAGCAGCAGCAGCAGCAGCAGCAGCAGCAGCAGCAGCAGUAGCGCGGCCCGGGAGGCGGCACCAGGAAGCGCCCGCCCCGGCUCUAGCCGCCAUGUAACCGGCGCCGCCCGGAGCCGCAGCGCCGCCGCCGCCGUCGUCCCCGGAACCCCCGGAGCCUCCGAGGCCCCCGGAGCCCCCAGCCAUGGGCGACGAGGACGAGGAGGAGGGCUGCGCCGUGGAGCUGCGGAUCACGGACGCCAACCUGACCGGGCACGAGGAGAAGCCUACGGGAAGGUGUUCCUGGUGCGGAAGGCAGGCGGGCACGACGCCGGGAAGCUGUACGCCAUGAAGGUGCUGCGCAAGGCGGCCAUCGUGCAGCGCGCCAAGACGCAGGAGCACACGCGCACGGAGCGCUCGGUGCUGGAGCUGGUGCGCCAGGCGCCCUUCCUGGUCACGCUGCACUACGCCUUCCAGACGGACGCCAAGCUGCACCUCAUCCUGGACUACGUGAGCGGCGGCGAGAUGUUCACCCACCUGUACCAGCGCGAGCACUUCGCCGAGGCCGAAGUGCGCGUCUACGGCGGCGAGAUCGUGCUGGCCCUGGAGCACCUGCACAAGCUGGGCAUCAUCUACCGAGACAUGAAGCUGGAGAACGUCCUGCUGGACUCGGACGGCCACAUCGUGCUCACGGAUUUCGGCCUCAGCAAGGAGUUCCUGUCGGAGGAGAAGGAGCGGACCUUCUCCUUCUGCGGCACCAUCGAGUACAUGGCUCCCGAGAUCAUCCGGGGGAAGUCGGGGCACGGCAAGUCCGUCGACUGGUGGAGUCUGGGCAUCCUCCUGUUCGAGCUGCUGACCGGGGCGUCGCCCUUCACUCUGGAGGGUGAGAGGAACACGCAGGCCGAGGUCUCCCGGCGGAUUCUGAAAUGUAACCCUCCCUUUCCCUCCCGGAUCGGGCCCGUUGCUCAGGACCUGCUCAAGAAGCUCCUGGAGAAGGACCCCAAAAAGCGGCUGGGGGCGGGGCCGCAGGGGGCCCAGGAGGUGAAGGAUCACCCCUUCUUCCAGGGUCUGGAUUGGGCCGCUCUGGCUGCCAGGAAGGUCCCGGCCCCGUUCCGGCCCCAGAUCCGUUCAGAGCUGGACGUGGGCAACUUUGCAGAAGAGUUCACCCGGCUGGAGCCCGUCUACUCGCCUCCCGGCAGCCCGCCCCCCGGGGACCCUCGCAUCUUCCAGGGUUACUCCUUUGUGGCCCCUUCCAUUCUGUUCGACCGGAACAACGCCGUGAUGACCGACGUCCUGGAGCUGCCGGGGGGCGGGGACCGGCCUGGCCGGGCGGCCGUGGCCAGGAGCGCCAUGAUGCAGGACUCGCCCUUCUUCCAGCUGUAUGAGCUGGACCUGCGGGAACCCGCCUUGGGCCAGGGGAGCUUCUCCGUGUGUCGCCGCUGCCGCCAGCGUCAGAGCGGGCAGGAGUUUGCCGUCAAGAUUCUGAGCCGCAGGCUGGAGAUGAACACCCAGAGGGAGAUCGCGGCCCUGAGGCUUUGCCAGUCCCACCCCAACGUGGUGAAGCUCCAGGAAGUCCACCAUGACCAGUACCACACGUACCUGGUGCUGGAGCUCCUGCGCGGCGGCGAGCUGCUGGAGCACAUCCGCAAGAAGCAGCAUUUCAGCGAGUCGGAGGCCAGCCAGAUCCUGCGCAGCCUCGUGUCAGCUGUCAGCUACAUGCAUGAAGAGGCCGGGGUGGUGCACCGGGACCUGAAGCCCGAGAAUAUCCUGUAUGCUGACGAGGCCCCUGGAGCCCCAGUGAAGAUUAUUGACUUUGGCUUUGCCCGCCUGCGGCCUCAGAGCCCCGCGGGGCCCAUGCAGACCCCCUGCUUCACCCUGCAGUACGCCGCCCCCGAGCUGCUUGCCCACCAGGGCUACGAUGAGUCCUGUGACCUCUGGAGCCUUGGGGUGAUCCUGUAUAUGAUGCUGUCCGGGCAGGUCCCCUUCCAGGGGGGUCCCGGCCGGGGAGGACAGAGCCAGGCAGCUGAGAUCAUGAGGAAAAUCCGUGAGGGCCGAUUCUCCCUGGAUGGGGAGGCCUGGCAGGGCGUCUCGGAGGAGGCCAAGGAGCUCGUCCGAGGACUCCUGACCGUGGACCCUGCCAAGAGGCUGAAGCUGGCGGACCUUCGGGGCAGCAGCUGGCUGCAGGAUGGCAGUGCCCGCUCCUCCCCUCCCCUCCGGACCCCAGAUGUGCUGGAGUCCGCAGGGCCUGCUGUGCGCUCCGGGGUCAAUGCCACCUUCAUGGCAUUCAACAGAGGCAAGAGGGAGGGCUUCUUUCUGAAGAGUGUGGAGAACGCUCCUCUGGCCAAACGUCGCAAGAUGAAGCUAGGCAGCUCCGAGCCAGCCCGCAAGGGUUCCCCUGGCCCUCCCCCGGCCCCUGCCCCCUCCACCCAGGGACGAGGAGCCCCACCUGCCAAGGGGGCUCCUCGCCGAGCCAAAGGCCCCCUCUCUCCCUCCUAGCGGGGCUAGGCAGGGAGCUGGGUGAGGGAGGCUGCCUGUGCCAGGGGCCACUGUGACCCUGGGGUUGGAGAGGGAGGUCAGCCCUGUGGAGAGGAGAACCUGACCCUGGGAGGAGAAAGUGGGGGGGUUCAUGCCUCUCGAUUGGGCCUGGGGGAGCCGUCCUUGCCUGCCCCCUCCCCCAUUUCUUCUAGGCCGUUUCUCUCUCCUGGACACCCUUGCCCCGGGGGGCCCUCCCCUCCCCAGCCCCUUCCUUCCCUCUCCAACCCCCCCCACCCCCCCAGAGACUGAGACAAGUAUUUUUAUAAACAGAGAACUUUUUUAAUGUCUUUCCAGGUAGAGUUAGUGAUGCAGGGAUUCUGAGUGGAGCAGGGGCUGCAGGGCCUGCCCGCCUCUGCCCCUGGGGAGGGGGCAGCCGCAGAGACUAGGGCUGCUGCCCCCCCAGGCCUGCUUGGUGGGCUGCCCUUCCUCCCUGGCUCCUUGUCAGCUUGGCCUUUAGCCAGCCAGGCCUGGGCUUGCGAGGGGCAGGUGAGGCCUUUCAGGCCCGCCUCUCCUCCUCCCUCCCACUUCGUGGCCGUAGUGAGGACCCGGGCAGCCCCUUCUUUCGCUGCCUGGGGGGCAGGCCCAGGGGGCCCCCCACGUCAGGAAGGGGAUGUCGGCCCUGUGUCCCAAACUGUCACUUUAUGGGGCGUCUGUGCAAUUCUCUCCACCAAAGACUGAAAGUCUCGUGGAAGCCGCUGCCCCCUGGGAGGGAGAGGGGGUGCCAGGGUCACUGUGAGCUCACUGUCGCCUCCUUAUCCCAGACCUUCCAGGUGGGCCUCCUCCCAUUGCCUCCCUCCCUCCCUGGGCCGGGCGGCACCCCCUCGGACGCCCCUCCCCCUGCUUUUGGCCGCUGCCCCUGGCUUGGGGGAAGGGGUGCUGGGGAAGGGGGGCUCCCACACUGCUUCUCUGGUCACUGCCUCAGCCGGCCCAGGCCGUGCCUUUGACUUCAAAAUAAAAAUCCCGUCCCGA
Molecule: messenger RNA, 3985 nt
Organism: Monodelphis domestica (gray short-tailed opossum)
Lineage: Eukaryota; Metazoa; Chordata; Mammalia; Didelphimorphia; Didelphidae
Gene: RPS6KA4
Product: ribosomal protein S6 kinase A4
Biological process (GO): intracellular signal transduction; protein phosphorylation
Molecular function (GO): magnesium ion binding; ATP binding; protein serine/threonine kinase activity
Source: RefSeq, a predicted model, not a curated record